ACGAGCACAACAACAACAACGAUGGCUGGCGAUGGGGAGGUGCCGAGCUUGGACGAGCUCAUGACGGGCUCACGGAGCAGCAACCCGGUGUACUUCAACUGGCUCAGCUUCUGCAAGGAGGAUGGUGGGGACAAGGCCAAGGCCGCGAUGGAGGGCCACUUGACGUCGUUUGGUGUGGUGAGCGCCCUGCUGGGCGCCUUCUUCAUUGCUGGCUUGCAGGCACCACCUGUGCGCGAAGGUGAACCGUUUGACCACGCCCACUGGGAGGAGCAGCUCUACGCACACGCCGCGGGCAUCUCCUUCCUGCUCAACAUCUUCUGCGUCACGCUUGUUGUGAUCCUUUACGCAUACGCCAGCCUCUACACGGCUGAGGAGUUUGGGCUGUAUUUAUACCACUAUGCCUUGGUCUCUGCGACGCUGCCGCCAGUGUUGACGGCCGUCUCCACUGUCGUGGGCAUGUUCGCUGUGGUUCUUCGCGUGCGGACCGUGUACGGGUCGCCCGCAUGGAUCGUCAUUGCCUCCAUCGCAGGGCUGGGGACCGUCCUGCUGCUGUGGCUCAUGGCGAAAAUGGACAUUGCAACCACCAAGCUGCGGCGCGCCCGCAACAACCGUCCCCGUGCAGACGCUGCACAACAAGCAUCGUCGAAGACAACCAACAUGUGAUGCUGAGCCUUUGUGUUUGGUGUGAGGGAGGGGAAGGUGUGUGUGUGUGUGUGUGUGUGUGUGUGUGUG
This is a messenger RNA of Salpingoeca rosetta, 732 nucleotides long. RefSeq lists its product as uncharacterized. The transcript is spliced from 2 exons. The record is from RefSeq and is a predicted model, not a curated record. The coding region runs from base 22 to 663 and encodes 213 amino acids. Lineage: Eukaryota; Choanoflagellata; Craspedida; Salpingoecidae.